GAGUGGAACGUGGUAACAGUUGCCGCUAACAACCCUCCUCUCCUCUUCUCUGCCCCUCCCCCUCCCCGAGGGCAGGAAGCGCCUGGUCAGGCUCUGGCCCGGUCCGGGUGCGUGCACGCGCGCUCCCUCCGGCUUGGGCUCGGGGCGCUAGGGCAGAGGAGGGAGGGAGGAGGAGGAGCUUAGAGGAGGGAGGAGGAGGAGGAGCGGGAGCGGCCGCGCCGCCGCCGCCGCCGCCAUAGAGACAGUAGCCGUGGAGACUGUUACUUACCAACGGGGAGCAACACGCAGCCGGAGCCGCCGCAGCCGCAGCCGGAGCCACAGCCCGAACUCCAGGCCGAGCCCGCGAGAGGCAGCGCCGCCGCGGCCCCCGCCGCCGCUGCAGAACUGAGCAUGCAGAAUCCAGAGGGCGGAUCAGAUUCAGCGACCUCCGUGGCACUACGUACAUCAGCGUCUGCUCAGGCCCCAGUUGUUCAGCCUGUGGCAGCCUCCCAGCAGGUACAACCUGUUCAGCAUGUCUAUCCAACCCAGGUCCAAUAUGUGGAAGGAGGAGAUACUGUCUACACUAAUGGAGCCAUACGAACUGCCUAUUCCUACAACACUGAAGCUCAGAUUUAUGCCCCUAGCAGUGCUGCUUCCUACUUUGAGUCACCAGGAGGUGGAGCUCAGGUGACUACCGUGGCAUCCUCUCCAUCAGCCAUUCCUUCUCACAGUAUGGUGGGCAUCACCAUGGACGUUGGGGGGAGUCAGAUCAUCUCCAGCUCGGGAGCCUAUCUCAUUCAUGGGGGGAUGGAUAACACUAGACAUUCUCUGUCCCAUACUUCACGUUCAUCUCCAGCAACGCUUGAAAUGGCGAUUGAAAACCUACAAAAAAAUGAAGGGAUUACAUCACACAAAAGCAGUUUACUCAACAGCCAUCUCCAGUGGCUCCUUGAUAAUUAUGAAACUGCUGAAGGUGUGAGCCUCCCAAGAAGUUCUCUUUACAACCAUUAUCUUCGGCACUGCCAGGAACACAAACUAGAUCCUGUGAAUGCUGCUUCCUUUGGAAAACUAAUUCGGUCUGUGUUUGUGGGGCUGAGAACCCGAAGGUUGGGAACAAGGGGGAAUUCCAAAUAUCAUUAUUAUGGGAUUCGCCUAAAACCAGACUCGCCACUGAAUCGAUUACAAGAAGACACACAAUACAUGGCAAUGAGGCAGCAGCCAAUACACCAGAAACAAAGAUAUAGGCCUGCACAGAAGAUGGACGGCCUUGGGGAAAGUGGCUCUAACAGCAAUUUGCACACCACACCCGAGCAGUCAGUAGCUGCUCAGAGCCAACACCAUCAACAGUUCAUAGAUGUUUCCCAUGUCUUUCCAGAGUUCCCAGCUCCUGACCUAGGCAGUGUAUUCUUACAGGAGGGGAUCACUGUGAAUGACAUAAAGACCCUACAACUUCUUUACAGAAGACACUGCGAGGCAACUUUGGAUGUUGUAAUGAAUCUUCAGUUUCACUACAUCGAGAAGCUGUGGCUGUCAUUCUGGAGUUCAAAACCACCCUCAGGUGACGGCUCCAGUGCUCUGCCUUCCAGUGAAGAAGAACAUGAAGUUGCUGUCAUCCCAAAGGACAAGCUUAUUACACUGUGUAAAUAUGACCCUAUAUUAAAGUGGAUGAGAAACUGUGAUCACAUACUGUAUCAGGCUCUGGUGGAGAUUCUCAUCCCCGACGUGCUGAGACCGGUACCCAGUACCUUGACACAGGCAAUCCGAAAUUUCGCAAAGAGCUUAGAAGGCUGGUUGACAAAUGCUAUGAGUGAUUUUCCCCAGCAGAUCAUUCAAACAAAGGUUGGAGUAGUGAGUGCCUUUGCACAGACUCUACGGAGAUAUACAUCCCUGAACCACCUUGCUCAGGCGGCCCGGGCAGUCCUCCAAAACACUUCCCAAAUAAAUCAGAUGCUCAGUGACCUAAAUCGAGUGGACUUUGCCAAUGUGCAGGAACAAGCCUCAUGGGUGUGCCAGUGUGAAGAGAGCGUAGUACAGAAGCUGGAGCAGGAUUUCAAGCUGACUUUGCAACAGCAGAGCUCCCUGGAUCAGUGGGCCACGUGGCUUGAUAAUGUUGUCACUCAGGUUCUAAAGCACCAUGCUGGCAGCCCCAGUUUCCCCAAGGCAGCGAGACAGUUCCUGCUUAAAUGGUCCUUUUACAGCUCCAUGGUGAUUCGUGAUCUCACCUUGCGUAGUGCUGCCAGUUUUGGUUCCUUUCACCUGAUUCGUCUACUGUAUGAUGAAUACAUGUUUUAUCUGGUUGAGCAUCGAGUCGCUGAAGCAACAGGAGAGACGCCAAUUGCUGUAAUGGGAGAGUUCAAUGACCUUGCCUCCCUGUCACUGACACUGCUAGAUAAAGAUGACAUCAGUGAUCUCAGCAGUGAAACAGAUACAGAUGCCCGUGGCCUGGGUGAGCCUUUGGUGAAGCGGGAACGUGGUGACCCUAAUCACUCCCUACAGGAUAUCUAGCACUUGGACUUGUUUUUGAGCAGAAGAAAUUUCACAGGAUUUCAAAGGAUCUGGGUUUGGAAUUCCUGAAACCUGGAUUUUAUAGGACUCCACUCUAUUAGUGCCUCUUAGAUUAUGUAAAUGUUUACUUCUACUCAAGGAAGGGCUUCUGAAAAGGGGUCUGUAUGUGUAUAAAGGAUGCAGUAUUUUUUAAGAGGGAAAGCAGUUUUUAAAUAUUAUAGAAAUUCAGAUUGGGAAGAUGCUUCCUUCCCAUUGGGUAAAAAUGUACAUGUACAUUGGAGAGAAUGGAUUCCGAGUUAAGUAGUCCGUACUUCUGUUACUUCAGGUAAUGUUUCCAUCACUGUGAAUAAAUUGCUUCCCCUGUUGGCAUUCUGAAAUGUCAGUGCCCAGUCCCAGCCAGAGUGACAGUUACUUUAGGAUGACUGUUUUGGAGCCUGGGGCAUGGUGAGUUGGUCAGCGCCCUCUAACGGUUUUUAUUCCUCUGUGCACACAUUUCUGCUGCAGCCUUGACUAGUUUUCACUGUGGUAGAAGCAGCCUAGGCAGAGUGUGAGAAGUGACAGAUUUUGUGGUUUCCCUACAGGGCCUGUAAGGAGAGGUUCUCUGGCCCACAUUUGGGAAGCAGAAGCAUACAUUUUAUUGUACUUAUGUGGGCUAAAAGGAGACCCUGGCCUCUCUGCUUCCUUGUUGAGUGGUGUUUUAUGGGAAGAAUUAAUCUGCCCAUCUGGCUGCCUUUUUUUUUUAAAUUGGGCAGUUUAUUUUGCUGUAGGAGAGGCAGGCAGACUUUCUAGAAUUCAGAUAGCCUCAACAUAGGUACAAAGGGGUUUCUGUUUGACUCUAGAUACCAAAGGAUUUUCUAGAAGUAGCAGCUAACCACCAAGUCCCUGUACUUCAGCUUCAGCAGCUCUCAAGUCAGGUGGCACAAAGAGAAAACUAAAGAAUUAGAGUACAUAGAUUUUUCUUGUAUCUCAAAAAAGAGCAAUCUCUAAGCCUCAAUUGUUAGUUUUAUUUUUAUUGGGAAGAUUUGUUUUUUGAAAUUUGUUAAAGGUCAUAUUUACCAUCAUGCCAAAUUGCUGAGUGUCUGCAAUGAGAUUUUUUACCAAACCUGAGAGCUGAAGGGGUAGUGGGUGGGGGUGGGAUAUCAGUGUUAUAGGGCAGUGCCUUAGUAAAGACCAACUAGCCUGCUUUAUUUUCCGUUUCUAGUUGAUAUUCAAACAGAUGUGCCUGUUAAUCAUAAUACAAAAUCUGAAUCUAUCUCCUUUCCCCCUCAUUAAUUGCCAAGGACUGCUUUGAGCUAAUGACACUGUAGCAAUCUGAUGUGGGGGAACAACUAUCCUUGUAUUGUCUCAGUACAUAAAUGUUCUCCUUUGUGGAAGAACACAAAUGCCUUUGUGGUCUUGAACUUCAAAUUUUUGUAAAACAUUAACAUUUGCAUUAUUGGUUAGCUCCAUGGUAACGAUUUUGUGCCAAAAACCAAAUUGCAAACAAAAAAAAAAAGGAAAAAGGAAAAAAGGUCAAAGCUGGUUUAGCAUUAUAUUAUGAAAGGUAAUAGUUUUUUUUUCUGGAAAUAUGUUUAUACUGAUAGUUUUGUGCUCUGAUGAUUUUCAGGAUUUUCUUAUAAAUGUGUAUAUUUGAGUAUAUUCUGUCCCAAAUAUUAACCCAGAAUGCAGAAGGUACUAAUGAAACUCAGAUGGCCUUUUAAAAGUGACUUCAUGAGAAGUGGAAGAUGUGUAUGUUGACAGAACUCUUUACAUUCCUAAGUCUAUGUGGGCUUGUACAGGAAGAGUAGGGGGUAAAGAAAACACAUUUUUAUUUCAGAAAAUCUGUAAUAGUUACAGGGUUUGUCUGGUGGGAUGCUUCAAGAUGUAUAAUGAAGCAAGGCCAAAAGAAUGUUUUUGGUUUUUUUUUAGAAAUCUAUCCCUUUUCCUAGAGGAAAUUUAUGCUAUUUUUUUUAUGGAAUGUGAUGAAUUGGUUUUUCUUUCACAUGUGGUAACCCAACAAAAAUGAACUGCCUCAUGAUACAUCUUUUCCUUUGCAAGAAUUCCAACAAGCAAAGAUCAAGAGUCAAGUGCAGGUGUAUACCACAGUGACAUAUAUUUGAUUAGCUCUUUUGAUAAAUGCCAAAACUGAUGUGCACAAAAAUCUCAUUGACACUUUCAUUUUUAAUAGCAAUAAACAUAUUGAAUGUGCCCAUCUUGGAAAUAA
Messenger RNA from Trichosurus vulpecula (common brushtail), 4687 nucleotides. It is a transcript of the gene RFX2, whose product is annotated as regulatory factor X2. Bases 391 to 2484 code for a protein of 697 amino acids. The record is from RefSeq and is a predicted model, not a curated record. The transcript is spliced from 17 exons. Gene Ontology annotation, molecular function: RNA polymerase II cis-regulatory region sequence-specific DNA binding; DNA-binding transcription factor activity, RNA polymerase II-specific. NCBI's taxonomy places the organism in Eukaryota, Metazoa, Chordata, Mammalia, Diprotodontia, Phalangeridae. Gene Ontology annotation, cellular component: nucleus. Gene Ontology annotation, biological process: regulation of transcription by RNA polymerase II.